Messenger RNA from Centruroides sculpturatus (bark scorpion), 663 nucleotides. Its product is annotated as factor of DNA methylation 2-like. The transcript has 3 exons. Lineage: Eukaryota; Metazoa; Arthropoda; Arachnida; Scorpiones; Buthidae. The coding region runs from base 34 to 663 and encodes 209 amino acids. The record is from RefSeq and is a predicted model, not a curated record.
GUGGUUUUAUCCACUCGUCCCUUGAAGGUGACAAUGCAUCAUUUACAAGAUAAGAUACAGUCAGCGAUAAAGAAAAGAAACUCGUUGAAGAAUCAGCUGGCCAUUUACACGAACGAAAAAAAUAGUAGAAGAUUGUUAUACGACAAACAACGCAAUGAAAUGAGCAAAAAAAUGAAAGAAUUAGAGAUGAGAACUAAACAAAAAGAAGAAUUAAACAAGAAAUUUGAAUUAUUGUUACAUGACAUAAAUGAUCUUCAAAGAAAAGUCAGAGAUAAAGAUAAAGAAAUAUCUUUAGUGAAGAAGAGUCUUACCCAGGAAAGUGAAACAACGGAAAAACUGAUAACUAAAUUAUCACGCUUGGAAAACUUACUGCUAAAGUUAAAAGACCAAGAGAUUGAAGAAUGUAAAGUUUUAGAAUAUACCAAAAGAGAAAUAUAUAAAGCCAAGGAAGAUGUUACUUGGUUAAGAUUAGAACUGGAACAGGCUUCUUCUGGAGUCGAAGUUUUACAUGUAAAUAAAGAAUCCGAGAAAGAACUCAUAAGGCACUUAAAAGAUGAUUAUAUCACGAUGGAAGAGGGACGAUCAUGUUUGGAUUCAUUAGAAGAUAAUAUUAUUAAUCCNAUGUUAAGUCUAUGGGAGACCAUUUUCCAAUUCAUUGGAUGA